AUUUACAGUACUACCUCGAAUAUCAGAAAAGAAAUCCUACGUCUUAAUUGUGUGGUCAAAACCAAAAAGAUGAGCAGAAACAUGACUAGUACUACUGUAGUAAUGCUGGUUUUAUUAAUUACCUGCAGUGCGGUUAUGAAAGAAAGCAGUGCUCAUUCUUGUAGCAGUACUUUCUUUUCAGCAUUGAUUCAGCUGAUACCUUGUAGGGCAUCGGUUGCUCCGUUCAGUCCGAUGCCACCAACCGAGGCAUGCUGUGCUUCGAUCAAGGCGUUAGGGCAGCCAUGUCUGUGUGUUCUUAUCAAUGGCCCUCCGAUUUCUGGUGUUGAUCGAAACAUGGCCUUGCAGCUUCCUGAUAAGUGCACUGCCAACUUUGAACCAUGUGAAUUUGGAAAGUAAGACUACUCCUAGAUUCAAGUAGUUGUGGACAAGGAAGAAGUAUAGAAUAAAUGUGCAGGGGAGCUCGGCUUAGGACUGCUACUCUGAACAAGUAGUUUAUGAACAAUUGAAAUAUGUACUAAAUCAAAGUGUUUAAUUAAUUGUUAUAGUUUAUUUAGCUUGUCUUAAUAUUGUUAUAAUAUUCAAUAUAAGUACUAUGUAAUGCAAAAUGUUUCACUUUUGAUCUCA
Messenger RNA from Lycium barbarum (goji berry), 624 nucleotides. RefSeq names its product protein LIM1. Lineage: Eukaryota; Viridiplantae; Streptophyta; Magnoliopsida; Solanales; Solanaceae. Gene Ontology annotation, molecular function: fatty acid binding. Gene Ontology annotation, biological process: systemic acquired resistance. The transcript has 2 exons. Bases 70 to 396 code for a protein of 108 amino acids. The record is from RefSeq and is a predicted model, not a curated record.